Messenger RNA from Ylistrum balloti, 567 nucleotides. Its product is annotated as cell division control protein 42 homolog. Gene Ontology annotation, molecular function: GTPase activity; GTP binding. NCBI's taxonomy places the organism in Eukaryota, Metazoa, Mollusca, Bivalvia, Pectinida, Pectinidae. Gene Ontology annotation, biological process: small GTPase-mediated signal transduction. The transcript is spliced from 2 exons. The record is from RefSeq and is a predicted model, not a curated record. Bases 1 to 567 code for a protein of 188 amino acids.
AUGGUGAUGUCUGUAUACGAAUCCGGUGUCCAUUGUACUCUAGUAGGAGACGGAAUGGUUGGAAAGACAUGUCUCGCACGCUCCUUUGCUGACCGGACAUUUCCGGUCAAUUAUGUGGCCACUGUAAUGGACACAUACAGUGGUACCACCUAUGUUGAUGGAAACAAGUACGGAAUCACUCUCACUGACAUGGCUGGAGAGCAUGACGACCUAGCUACCAGUGCAUACAAACAAACAGAUGUCUUUGUGAUAUGCUACAGCGUGGUUGACAGGGACUCAUUGGACAGUGUACGAGACUUCUGGGCCCCCGAAAUCCGUAACAUCGCUAAGAAACGUCCGGUUAUCCUUGUGGCUACCCAGACUGACCUCCGCAAGGAUACAAAGUCUCAACAUGUUAGUACGAAGGAAGGAGAAGUUCUAGCCAAACACAUCAAAGCCGAUGGGUUCAUUGAGAGCUCUGCCAUGGCUAAAGAAGGAGUCUCCACUGUGUUUAAAUCUGUCAUCCAGUCAUCUCUUCGUUACAACAAGAAGAAGUGUAACAUCAUGAAACGGGUGUUCAACAGGUGA